Messenger RNA from Fukomys damarensis (Damara mole-rat), 1605 nucleotides. RefSeq names its product bile acid-CoA:amino acid N-acyltransferase. Gene Ontology annotation, biological process: acyl-CoA metabolic process; fatty acid metabolic process. The record is from RefSeq and is a predicted model, not a curated record. The coding region runs from base 131 to 1393 and encodes 420 amino acids. Gene Ontology annotation, molecular function: fatty acyl-CoA hydrolase activity. NCBI's taxonomy places the organism in Eukaryota, Metazoa, Chordata, Mammalia, Rodentia, Bathyergidae. Gene Ontology annotation, cellular component: peroxisome. The transcript is spliced from 4 exons.
AAUAAAAGGCACUUGAGUUAUUUAUUUUGAGGAAACACACAGGUAGCUUGUCCUGUUUGCUUAUGGCUGGAAAUUAGGCUCCAGAGGAAAAAUUCAGAUUUUACCAGAGGUAAAACAUUCGACCUGUAAAAUGGUUCAGCUGACAGCUACUCCUCUGAGUGCACUUGCUGAUGAGCCCGUGCAUAUCCGAGUUACAGGCCUGAGUCCUUUCAAGGUGGUGAGCCUUCAGGCAUCACUGAGCGAUGAAAAGGGGAAUCUGUUUUGUUCUCAGGCCUACUAUAAGGCCAAUGAAGCUGGUGAGGUAGAUUUGGAGCGUGACGCUGCACUUGGAGGCGACUACGCGGGAGUCCACCCCAUGGGACUCUUCUGGUCCUUGAAACCUGAAAAGCUGUUAACAAGACUGAUAAAAAAAGAUGUGAUGAAUAGCCCAUUCCAGGUCCAAUUAAAAGUCUGUGAACCACUUCCUCCAUUAAGACAUGAAUUGUCCAUUGAUCCAAUUGCCAGUGUGACCUUGGAAAGGUGGUAUGUGGCACCUGGUGUCACACGGAUUCAGGUGAAGGAAGGCCGCCUCCGGGGAGCCCUCUUUAUUCCUCCAGGAGAGGGCCGUUUCCCAGGGGUAAUUGAUUUGUACGGCAAUACUGGUGGACUCGUUGAAUUCAGGGCCAGUCUUCUGGCCAGUCAUGGCUUUGCCUCCUUAGCUUUGGCUUUUUUGGCUUAUGAAGACCUGCCUGCCUAUCUGGAGAAAGUAGAUUUAGACUAUUUUGAGGAAGCUGCUAACUUUCUCCUGGGACAUCCUAAGGUCUGUGGUCCGGGCCUUGGGAUAGUCUCCUUAUGUAAAGGAGCAGAGAUUGGACUGUCUCUGGCUAUUCAUCUAAAACAAAUCACAGCCACAGUGCUUAUCAAUGGGCCUAACUUCGUUAUUUCAGUUCCACAAGUAUACCAUGGUCAGAUCAGGCAGCCUGCACCCUUCUCUAUAGAGCAUACAUCCACCAAUGCCUUGGGAUUUGCAGAGUUUUAUAGGAGUUAUGAGGGAAUCGGAGCUGAGAUGAGUCAGCAUAUUCUUCCUAUUGAAAAAGCCAAGGGACAUUUUCUCUUCAUUGUGGGAGAAGAAGAUAAGAAUAUCAAUGCCAAAGUAUAUUAUGCACAUGCCACUGAACAGCUGAGGAGAAAUGGGAAGAACAACUGGACGCUGCUAUCUUACCCUGGGGCUGGCCACAUGAUAGAACCUCCCUAUUCUCCACUGUGCCUUGCUUCCAGGAUCUCUCUCUUGUUGACACCCAUUCACUGGGGAGGAGAAGUUAUCCCACAUGCAGCAGCACAAGAACAUGCUUGGCAGGAGAUCCUGAAAUUUUUUGGGAAGCAUCUUAUUUCAGAGGUGACCAGUCAACUGUGAGAAGACUGGACAUUGUUGGGAAGUAGAGAAGCAAAUCUGUGUCCUGCAUCUUCUUUUGAUUUUCAUGGAAAAAUGAGCGUUCUGUUACUGUAAAAAGGAAGUCAUUGUAAGAAAAUAGCAGCAUGGGUGAAAAUCCAAAUGUCUUGAUUUUUGAAAAGGAACAAUGGCUUCCAUUUAAUGAAAUGUGCACCAAGAAUCCUAUAAUAUAGAAA